AUGAGGCACGGAAACCCGUACGACAACAGUACGAAACCAACCCAGAGGACUGCUUUUCCUGGACCAACCCCACCUCAACAGCCCCCGGACACCCACAUCUCUCCUGCUCCGGAACGGGAGGGGGAGGGGAGGGCGCGCCCCGAGGAUGUCCCCCCUCUCGGCUUCCUCAGGCUGGCGGCUGGAGGUGAGAGCGCCCUUCCUGCCAGCCUACCGUCCCGGCCUCGGACACCGACACAGACCGCCGACAGGGCUUUCUGCGGAGAACCGCCGAGGCAGCGCGCCGCACACUUGCCUGCCCGCCUCCCCGACCGGCGCUCGCAGCUCAGGCCAGAGGCCGCGGGGUCACCGGGCUGCACCGCGGACACCCGAGCUCCGCCGAGCGGCCUCCCCGCCCCCUCCGCUCCGCUCCGCCGCCAGCAGACGGCGCCCCCGGGCCAACUUCGCCGGGGAAAGAGGAAGCGACUAGAGACUAGCAGGCAGAGCGGACCGACCGGGAGACCGAAAGGACUGUGCGUGUGUCCGCACGCGAGCGAGGCCGUCUCACCUUCCCUCCGCCGAGCCCUCGGCUCCAGUCACCUGAGGACCGCACCGGGACGCCACCGCGGCUGCCCGGAUGCCGUUACCGCACGAGGCCUGUGCUGCGCCGCCGCGUAGCUCUCGGAGAGGGGCGGGGCGCGCGCAACCGGUGGGCGGACCGUUGCGGGCAGGAAACCCGCUCCACGCCCAAUCUAAUAGGCUCCAUCGCCUCCUGCGCCCGCCCCUGACGCUUCAGCGGAAUGCGCCGCUCCGGGAUUGGGCGAGCGGGCUUGUCAAUCAAGCGCGGGCCCUGAGUGGUCCCUGAGCUGAGACUGCGCGGCCUUUGGACAGAAGGUGAGGAGCGCCGGGCCCCACCGCCCUGUUCUCCCCUAGCCUCCUCGGUGGCUGCUUACUUUCCGCCUCUCCCACUGCUACUAAAACCUGUCAUUCAUUUUAAAUCGCUCAUUAAUGUCGAACAGCGGUCCCGAGUUCAACCCAGACUACUCUGGUGCCUGCAUCUGAAAGGGCCGACCAGCUGCAGAUCUUAGGGACAGGGAGCGACAAAGAAAAUGAAGCCUCGGGGGAAAAAUGUAAGAUGUUUGUUAAUGAAAACCACAACCAAAAUAAGCUUUGCGAGCAACUUCCGAGUGCCCUGGCGCGUGGGUAGCCUUCAUUCCCGGCUUCCAGUCCUGUGAAAAGGACAGUUACUUCUGCCCUAGGGGUGAGUAUGGCAGUGGCACAGUCCCAGCCACCUGCCAAGGAAGGCAUCAAUAAAUCGGCUCUCCUUCCUAACUUGCCUUACAGCGACUCAUAACCUGCCUCACUAUUUCCCAAUCACCUUUGUUGCUUAGUGUGGGUGUGGCACCUAAAAGAAACAUUCUAGGUUAGGUAAUUUUAUGGAAACACGAGUUUUUGCCUCCAGCGUAGCUGCACCCAUAUACCUAGAUUGCAAAGUCUAUUAAAAGAACUGUUUCACCCACGCCCACCUCGUGCCUAGCACAUCAUCCUCAACAAUCGAGGAAUUAAUACAGCUUCCUUUCAUCUUUUAAAAAUUCAUUUUUAUUCUUUGUGUGUUCGAGUGUUUGGUGUACUUGUGUUAUACUUGUGUAUAAUUUUGCUGCCCAUGGAGGUCAAAUGAGGGUAUAGGAUCUUCUGGAACUGGAGUUACAGAUGGUUUUGAACCACCCUGUGGGUGCUGGGAAUCAAACUCAGGCCCCUUGGAAGACCAGCGCUCUUAAUCACUGAAUCUCAGCCCCUUCCUUUAGCUAUACUACAAGCCCUACCUGUAAAUCCUAAAAAGUUGUUUUCUGCUUUUAACUUAAUUGCAUGUUAAUAAAUACAUGGGUGGCCUGCCCUAGGUAAAAUACAAGUUACCUGUAGCCCCUUUUAAUCCUGAGUUUAGUUGAGAAAAGUAGAACAUAAAACUGGGGAAAGGAUACUCUGCCUAUUGUUAGUAUCAAAAGUAAGUAAUGCAAAUUAUAUAUUUAAAAACAUACAUACCGAAGAGAAGGGGGUGAUGCAUGCAGAAGCAGGUGGAUCGAGGCCAGCCUGGUCUACAGAUUGAGUGUGAGUUCCAGGACAGCCAGGGCUACCCAGAGAAACCCUGUCUCAAAAAACAAAAAGACAAAUAUAUAUAUAUAUAUAUAUAUAUGCAGAGACAGGUUCAAGUUCUGCAAGUUCAAGGCCACCCUGGUUUAUGUAGCAAAUCCUAGGACAGUCAAGGCUACAUAGAGAGAUGCUAUCUCAAAAGCAAAAACAUACAGGCAGCUGACCCCCAUUAACUCCAAAGGAGGAUAUUUGGGGUAAUAAAGGAAAUAAGAAUCCUCCAUAUCUUAAGACCUUUCCCAGUAAGCUAUUGACAGCUUAUAUAGUUAGAAUGACCUAGUUUAGUGUCCCUAUCAUACAGUAAUGUUUAGGAGGAAGAAAAUCCUACCUAUCUGCUAUCAAGAAGUUAUCACAGACUUGAUAUUGAAGUGUAAACAUUAGUGGGCCCUACUAAAUAAACUUAACUUCUGGAUUUAGUAUAGUUAUGCUGUUAUAGGAAAGAGUCUACCUUGUAUGGAAGGUGCUAAAAUAGGCACUGCAGAUCUUGAGUCCACACCAGUGUCAGAUAUUGAGAUUUAAACCAACCUGUAUUAUUUCUGUGCUAACCAUAUCAACAGUUGUAUGUAGGGACAGAUGGGCAUUAAGCCACAAUGAGAGGGAAAUGUGUAGUAAGACUAUUUGAGCAAAAAGAAGGGCUUGGGAGGGAGUUACCAAGUCUAAAGACAUUAAGCAAUUAUAGUAAUGUUGAUGGAGCAGACAGUGGCUAGAUUUGAAGCAAUGUGUUAGGAAAGCUGAGGUCCUUAGAGUUUAUCCUACAAGAAAUGAGAAAGAGUUGUUUCACUAAAGAGUUGUUUUUCAGUACUUUUUCAGUAGAUCAUUCUGAUGUUUUCUAGCUCUUGUUUCUACUGAGAAGCAAGUAGCAAUUCAAAAAAAAAAAAAAACCAACUUUCUUUUAUGUGUGAUGGGUUUUGCUUACAUGCAGUUCCCUCAGAGACCAGAAGAGGGCACCAAAUUCUGGAACUGAAAUACCAGACAGUUGUUAGUUGCGAGUGGGUGCUAGGAACCCAACUCGUCUUCUAAAGACCACAGUGACAGGAGCUGAACUAUGACCCUGAAAGGACAUUGUACAGCAUAAAAAUUUUUUAAAAAGGAUAAAACUGUAGGCAUAAUGUUUUUAUACACUGUGUUAAUCAAAUGCUGAUUUCUCUGCCCUCAUACCUUGUUUCAGUCCAGACACAGCAUUGUAAUGCUUAUACCAAGAAUCUCCUGUCUCAGGUUUGUGUGUAAAACAGUUCUUAUUCUGUGCCUUGUCAAUAAAUGCUGAUCACCCAGUGGCUGGGUAGAAAAGACAGUCGCACCCACCAGCCAGAGGAAGGAGAGAGGGAGAGAGGGAGAUUCAGAUCAGCAGCAGGAUGGAGGAAGUGGAGCCAUGAAGAAGGGGUCUGAAGAGCUGGGUCAUUAUCACGGGAUGGGGCUGGGAGGUAGCCACAUUAGCGCAGAAGUUUAGGAUAGAUCACUUAACUAUGGGUAAUGAGGCGUAGUUUUAAAUAAAUCUUGAUUUCUCUGUGAAGUUACUGGGGACUAGCAUAACAUAAAUAAAUACAGUCACCAGAUUAAUUCACAGCCACAUUUAUAUUAAAGAAAUUUCAUUCACAUUAAGCCAUAGAGCAAGGGGGAGCAGGGUAGGCCAUACCGUUGUCCAAUCAUACUUUGACAUAAGGAUUGAACAAGGGAGUGUCCAUCCAUCAGGACUGGAGUUGGUCCCUGGGCCUGGGAACAGGAACUUGUUUGACGCUGCCGACAAGAUGGAGAAGUUGUCCUUGAGAUGUCUGGACUCAGGCAACUGUUUCCUUACGACAGAAGCUGUUCAGCUACUGGGAAUCCCCAGCUCCCCUGGGACCUGGGACCUGGAAUUUAGUUUCUCUGUAUAGUCGAAUGGAGUCUGAAAAUGAAAUGGAGUCUGAAAAUGAAAUCCUUAGAAUGAGUUUCUCUAGCUUGUUCCCAACGAUGUCUAUGCUCACCCUUAGCAGGUUACACCCAAGAUUACAUAUGUGGACAUAUGCUGCCCAGGGUCUUACUGAAUCUCCCAAGCUGGCCUCAAAUUUAGGAGCAUCCUGCCUCAGCUUUCUAAGACACUGAGAUUACAGGCUUAUAGCUCUAUGUCUGGCUCAGUUUGCAUAAUGUCUGUUGAUAUCUAAUGUCUAGUAAUCCCUGAAAAUCUUAAGUAUCAACACUUCCCAACGCUGGCUACCUUGCUAAUGGAUUUGGAUUUGUUUGGAGAUAAUUUAGAAACAUUUUAUUCAGAAAAACAGAAAUCACAUUUUACCACAAUGGAGGAAAUUUAGGAUUAUGUGUUAAUGGACUGAAAAAACUGACGCCAGGUUUGGUGGCUCAUGCCUGUCACCCCAUUAUUGGGAGGAUCACCCCAGGUUCAAAGCCAGCAUGGGUAUAUAGUGAGACCCUGUCUCAGAGGAUCACAAAAUAAAUAAUAAAAUAAAAUAAAAUGCAGGGAGGGGCCAGAGAUGACAUUGAGGUAACCCAAAGGAAGUUGCUUUGUGGAUCAGCUACCACCCCUAGGGCUAGUGAAAAGGGAGAUCAAGUCUGGACUAAAGCACUUGAGCAGUAAGGCAUGACCCAGCUGGGAUAUAGCUCAGACCUCCAGGAGGAAGCUCUCAGGUUGGCUCUUCUACUGCUCAGGGAAUGAUGUGCAAGUAGAAUAAUGCCAAAAGUAAUCCCAAAAAUAAGGGUAAAAUCAAGUCAAACAGCAAAUGAUAAGGCAAGUGGAAAGAGGGAAGUCCCUCUCCUGCCAUCUAAUCUAUUGACUUGUUUGCUUUGUCAAGUAUGUGUGUGUGUGUGUGUAUGUGUUUGUUUAUUUGCAGUACUGGGGGCUCAGUUUUUGCCUUCUAAUCUCCCCCUGUUGACUUAUUUGCUUUUAUUUAUUCGUUUAUUCAUUAAUUUGCAGUGCUGGGAGUUGAGCCUAAAGCAGCUUGCUACAUAGUAUGAGCUAUAUCCCCAGUAGACUUUCUUUUUUUUGAAAACCAGUCUGAGUAAGUUGCCAAAGCUAACCCUGAACUUUGUGAUCCACCUGCCACAGCUUCCCAAGUAGCUAGAAUUACAGCCCUAUGCCAUCGGGCUCAGCCCCUCUGUAAUGUCCUUUGUAGGCAGAACCCUGUGAGAGAUACUGGUAGCAUCAGAAAAGUGAAACAUGUGGGGCUGAGCCUUAGCAUCACAUACGAAAGUAUAGACGGGAGCUAAGGCAGUACCUUAAUGAUCAGUCACGUCAACAGAAGCGUGAGCAGAAUGAAGAGCAGCCCAGAUUAGACUCACAUUGAUGCUGCCUGGUAGGCUUUUACAAGCCUAGAGGUCCCUUUGAAGACAUCCUCAGGAUCCCAUAUCAGUUCUCUACUGUAUCGUGAUAACUGCUAGUGUUAAAAUUUUUUAAUUAUAAUUUUUCUUUAUUCUUGAGAAUUUCAUACAUGUAUACAAUAAAAUAUUAUCAUAUCUGUCCCCAUUUCCCUCCUCUAACUCCCCAUGUGCCCCUCAACAUACCCUACUCCCAACAUAAUGACUUUUUUGGUUUUGAUUUUUGUUUUAGUUUUGUUUGUGACAGGGUUUCUCUGUCUCUGUUAGCCCUGCCUGUCCUAGAAAUGACUUUUUUAGAAAAGUAACCCAUUAAGUCCAAUUACUGCUGUCCACAGUGGAGGGAGGGGAACCUGGAA
Molecule: messenger RNA, 5780 nt
Organism: Mus musculus (house mouse)
Lineage: Eukaryota; Metazoa; Chordata; Mammalia; Rodentia; Muridae
Product: predicted gene, 46139
Exons: 2
Coding region: 1-654 (217 amino acids)
Source: RefSeq, a predicted model, not a curated record